AUGUCCCAAUCACAGCCAGACUCGCCACGAGGCCAGGCCUCAUGCUUUGGCAUCCUGAACUGUCUGAGCGCGAAGGAGACUGUGCGAGAGAAAAAAGAAAGCUAUGCUCAAAAGCGUGCCUCGAGGCGCAUUGGUGUCGAACGUCCUAUGCGAGUGAUACAUCAUCAGCCUCAUUUGGUAGAGCCUAUGAAGCUCACAGUUUACGAUGUAUUGCCUCCUACACCAGUCACGGCACAAGCUACAGUGUCGAAGUUCGUCCAUCAGAGCAGGAAGUCAUUGUCACGAGCCUCGACCCGAACUAGUUUCGUUACAAGAAAGCAAGCAAUCACAAGACCGAACGUUGCGAAACCUCAACCAGCACUGGCUGCUGACGACUGUCAAUUGAGGCGCAACCCAUCCUUCCGACCCUUACAGCUCAGCAUCUAUAACGAACAACGCCUGUCAGACCUACCAGAGUUCGACCAAGUGAGCUUCACCGAAGCUGGCGAGAUCAGGUUCCCUCCUAGAGCUUUGGUUCGAACUCAGUCAGAGGAGAUGCUCACCCGCCAUACACCAGCAGUGCCGCGGUCCACGUAUGCUAAGCCAGCAUCGAUGUUUGAACAGACACUAUCUAGGAGGAUGUCGCAUGUUCGGAACGAUACUGAAUCGACUAUCGUCUCUAACUCAAGGCCUCCAUCGUCCUAUGAUGCGCUGCACAGUCAUCCUAUAUCAUGGUACUCUACACUACCUGGACUGCCUUCAACCAUGCAAUUCGCAAUGGCACCAGAUCAGGGCAAGAAAAUUCUCAGUCCAAUGAAGGAAGAGUUUACACCUCCACCAAGCGGCGCCGUCAUGAUCAACGGCAAGGUUUUGGCUUUCCCAGAAGUUGACGUCCACAGAAUACCUACAGAAAUGGCACAUCGUUCUCUCCUGCCACCUGCCAUAGGUCAAGAAAGUGAUUUAGCAGCUCCUGCUCCGAUUGUCGAUCCUGGCCCAAAUAGAAGGACCACGAUCAUCGCCAAACACAAGAUGAAAAUUUCUCAAUCAGCAUCAAUUGUGCUUGCAUCUUCCACCGCUCUAAGAACUCGGACCAACACACUGGAACAAGCACAAGCUACCUCGCCUCAACCAGCAGAUCUUCAGCAGGCGCCCCCUGCCGAGGAGCCAAGAUCCUACUUUCACACAGACUUCAAGACUAAUACUCGUAUCAACCAGUGGUUGAACAAUGACACCAACAACAAAGAUGAGGCCACCACUCGUUCGCGGAACUCAUCGGUCAGCACGGUCAAGACUACAACCACAUCAUCGUCUUUCGCUGAACACAGACGCAAACGUUCUCAAUUCUAUCAACUCAACCACAACAAGGCGCAGACUCCAUCUCCGGUCGAUCAAGUCACGUCAGCAGCAGCCAAGCCAAUUAAGACGCCAACACCACUCAACCUAUACACACCAUUUCCACGUCAAAAAGCAAUCAAUACUAAUGCGAAUGCCGUCGAUCGUGGUCAUGCUAGAUCUCCAUCUUCCUCCGCCAAAUCCCACACGCGAACACAGACAACGUCAACAGUCGCCUCAACAGUCGCAACUGACGUGCUCUUCGAGCAGCCCGAGACACCCGAGCUGAUCCACGAAGAUCGACAGCCAGCACAGCAACCUGCCAGGCGAGCCUACGACGCCGAGUCCGUGACCACCGUCGACAUGAAAAGCCGCACAGGUACAAUGAAGAGCACAAUCACUUCACACUCAUACCACCAAGUCGUCACCGGUCCUGACACAAUCCCAAUCCACCUAGAAGAGGAGGUUAAACCUGAAGGCAAGACCAUCGCAGUAACGACCACAGGCUUCGUGUUCAGAGGCAGCACGCCCAGCCCAAGCCCUAGUCCACGGACACCACUGAGCGCAAAAACCAAGGACGUCGAGAAGAUGAUGUUUGAGAUGUGUGCUCAGGGUGGCUAUAGACGAGUGAACGUUGGUCUCGCUUUUUAG
Messenger RNA from Lithohypha guttulata, 1962 nucleotides. RefSeq lists its product as uncharacterized. The record is from RefSeq and is a predicted model, not a curated record. The transcript is spliced from 2 exons. Lineage: Eukaryota; Fungi; Ascomycota; Eurotiomycetes; Chaetothyriales; Trichomeriaceae. Bases 1 to 1962 code for a protein of 653 amino acids.